AUGGUCGAGCAGAAGGAGGAAGCGCUGGCCAACGGUGACCUGAACAGGACGAGCAGCGACGAACUGAUCCUGAUGCGUCGCCAGCGUCGCAAUGCCGUUCACUUUGCCAGCAUCGAGGAGUUCCUCUCCACGCCCUCAGACCCUCAGCGUGCCAGACAGGAGCAGGAGGCGAGCACUGGGAUGCCCGGCUUGAUGCCGCUGCAGCGCUCCGAGGCCGUGCCGAUACCCAGCCGAGGCAGACUGGCCACCCCACCGCCUGAGGAGCUGCUGGACGAGUCGAAGCCGAUCGGAGGUGAGCUGAUUGGGGGCAGGCAGCUGGAGCCGGAGUUGAUGGCAAUCGCCGAGAGCUUUGAUCCGAUGAGCCAAGAUGAUAGCUUCUCGCCUGACGUCUCCUCGCCUGACGUCUCCACUCGCAGGUCCCCAUCGUCCACCGUGUCCCCAUCGCCUCCAUCGCCUCCACCGCUGAAGCCCAAGGUCAAGGGUGCAGGCAGAGGAAAGAGCUACGACCCGGUCUUCCCAUACCCCGAUAAUAUUGCCCUAUAUCCGCUGCAACGUUUUUACUAUAUCUUCAGUCUGGUGGACACCAUGAAGUUGCAGCAGGAGGAUCAGAAGCGCAAAAAGUCCGGGGAGCUGCCGAAAAAGACCGCCACUGGAGCUGUGCCCAAGACCAAGAACAAUCCGAAGGAAAAGGAAAAUGAAAAGGAGAAUCUAGAUUGGAAUCUCAAAAAGAAAACCAAACCGAGCAACAUGACUCCCAGUAGCCCGGGAAAACAACUUCAAAUGAAUCCCAGCAGCCAGGCAAAGCCCAAAAAGCAUUACAUCAUGAAUAUGCAGGAGAAACCCAUCAACCUUUCAACGAAAACUCAUUUUCAGCAGAUGCUGGAGAACAAUUCGAAGCAGCCGAUUGUGAAGCGUCGACAGGACCUGGAAACCGAACCGCUCCUCGACUUUGACACUGAGUGCGAGUUCGGUAUGGAGUACCUCGAGCUGCACCGGGCCAAGGCCUCGCGUCGUGACCACGGUGGCAAUCGCAAGAACCGCCAAAAUGCUGGCGGCCCAGCAUUCGAUAGUGGCGAAGAAUACAGCUCUUCCAGCUCCAUCGAGGAGCAAACUUCCAAGAAGAAUCUCUUCAAGAAGCCAAAAAGCAAGAGAAACUCCAUUGUUGUGACUGCCACUAUUCACUCGGAGCCACGCAACUCUGACGACGAAAAUCAGGAGAAGGGUGACGCUGGAAAGUCGAGUGGAUCCUCCGCUGGCAAAGAAGCCGGCGAGGAUGUACUAGUGCCUCCCCCACAGGCGUUUCCUUACGACUUGAGGAGCAAUCGCAACCGUCGGGCUGCCUUGACUCCACCAUCUUCGGAUGAAUCGAACCAGGCUUCAUCGAAGCCGAAGCCCUAAUCUUCAUUGGCAUCCGGCUCUGCCUCUAGAUCAGCCAGGGGCAUGCAGUUGCCAAGCAAUGCCCACGUGGCCUGUUAGUGUUGUGCCAAAUAGUCUCCAAAUAGUUCCCCGAAUCAGUGUCGUCACUCUCUAUCUUUGACGAGCAAACACAGAAUACAUCUGCCUCCCGCUAGGAACUUCCUCGAGCGCAGCAAUUAAAAUAUCCGAAAUAUCUAUCAAUCAAU
Molecule: messenger RNA, 1622 nt
Organism: Drosophila guanche
Lineage: Eukaryota; Metazoa; Arthropoda; Insecta; Diptera; Drosophilidae
Product: nucleolar and coiled-body phosphoprotein 1-like
Exons: 9
Coding region: 1-1398 (465 amino acids)
Source: RefSeq, a predicted model, not a curated record